CUAUAAAUGAAUGGUGGAAAGUGGAAUGGAAUUCAACUCUGAAACUCCACUGUCUGAAAGCAGCCUUUACUACAAUAAAAACCCCACCCUGAGUGAUCAGAUGCACUGCCUGGUGUUCAUCAUGCCAGCUGACACAAUUUCAACCCAAGACAAAAUGUUUAUCAUAUAAAUGAAGAGUGUCAUAAAAGCAGCAAGCAGCAUGGUAUAUAACAGCAAAAGAUAAAGAAGUAUUAGCAGUCGAGAGGAAGACGAGCUGAGAUGCACACUUGGAACAGCAGACAGAGAAACACACACAGACCUUAAAUCUCACUCGGAGCUUCACACAAGGGCUACAGCAUCUAAUAUCAAGAAUGGAAAAGUUUAUCAUGGAAUUUUUUUGUACACCCAAACUUGAAUUUGUCACAGUUCUGGCUGAUAAACAAGUUGAACAUGGACAGGAUUUUAUUCUUACCUGUCAGGCAAACACAGCAGAUGUAACAGUCUCAUGGGAAAAGAAUGGCCAAAAAUUGCUUUGUGUUGAGGGCAAGCACAAAAUGAGAACAAUUGGUACAAAUUGUGUCUUGGAAAUUUCAAAUGCUGUGGAAGGUGAUGAAGGAAACUACACCGUAACCCUGAGCAAAGGUUUAGGUUCCACCUCAUGCUCUGCACUUGUGAGAAUUAUUUUAAAAGAAUGGAGGACAGUGGAAUGGAAACAAGAGAGAAUGUUAAACUCUCUCAAGACAUUUAAAAUUUGUAAUGAAGUCCAAGAGCUCAGAUUCCUCGUCUGUGGACCAGUUGGAGCAGGAAAGUCCAGCACCAUAAACACCAUCAGAUCCAUUUUUGAAGGCCGUCAGUUUAGCAACUGUAUGGCUGCUGCAGGAUCAACAACGAGUCAUACUCUAUGCUAUGAACGAUUUAAAAUCGCAAAUGAAGAAAGAUCAUUUCCUUUUGCCUUCAAUGAUAUAAUGGGUGCGGAAAAAGACUCUGGAGUCCUCAGUGAAGAUAUCAUCAGUGCUUUAAAAGGUCACAUGAGAGAGGGUUACCCGUUCAACCCUCAAACUCCACUGUCUGAAAGCAGCCUUUACUACAAUAAAAACCCCACCCUGAGUGAUCAGAUGCACUGCCUGGUGUUCGUCAUGCCAGCUGACAAAAUUUCAACCCAAGACGAAGAGGUUAUGCAAAAAAUGAAGAGUGUCAUGAAAGCAGCAAGCAGCAUGGGAAUUCCUCAAGUGGUUUUCAUGACAAGAGUAGACCUCGCAUGUCCAAUACCCAAGGAGAAACUGAAAAACGUCUACAAAAGCAAGAAGAUCAAAGACAAUAUGCAGAAAUGCAGUUAUGAACUGGGUGUGACUGUGAACCGUAUCUUUCCUGUCUUGAACUAUCAUGAGCAGAUCCACAUGGAUGAAGAUAUAAACUGCCUGAUGCUCGAUGCCUUAACACAGAUUAUCUACUGGGCUAAUGACUAUGUGCUCAAAAAGAGUUCACAACAAUAAUCAACCUGUAAAUAAAGAAAGUUCACAUGAUAAGUGACAAACAAUUUCAAAGCAUGUCUAAUGAGUUACUCAGAUAUUCAUAUUAAUCCAAUACUUAAUGAAAAUGAAUUUGUAAAUAGAGAAAAAAAGAUUUUCAACAUUAAUCAUCAAGCAAAUUCAAGAAAACUCAGAGUCACAACCUGCUAAAUAGAGUUCUAUCAUUUCAUUAGUUAUAUUAGAGGUGUAUCAUUAGUUAUUACUAAGGGAUCAUUAAAGGUUUCACCGACCUGUAGAUCAUGUCACAGUAGUUUUUUAACUCUUGAAGCAGACUUUACAGAGUGUCUUGCUUUUCUCUGGUCAGCACACAUUCAAACUUUUGGUUGUAUAACAGGGGGUCACGUCCUGGAGGAAUGGAUAUGAGAUCAGAUUUAAAGGCCAACGUCACUGACACUAUGCUGUGCAUUUCCUUCAAUGCAAAUGAUUAAUUAUUAUUAUUUACUGUGUAACUAUAUCCUGUUAUUAUUAUUUGUUAAUUGCUUUUAAUACUUUGAUUUUGUUAAUACAAAUGUUUAUUCAGCCCUGCUGAGUUUUUCCCAGUGCUUUCAGCUAAAUGCCAAAAGGCCACUUGAAAUUUGCCGCAACUGCCUCCACAUGUUUAGUUAUCAGGCUUGGUCUGAUCUUUGUACACUGUGAUUGAACAUCUUAGACACACUGAAGGUAAAAAAGCACUAAAAUUUAUGAAGAUAAACCAGGAGGUUUUUAUUAUUAAGGGAAAACAAAAUCCAAACCCACAUGGCCCUGUGUGGAAAUGUGUCUGUAUUUUGCUUUCCCUUAAAACAUUUAUUUAAAAACUGCAUGUUGUGUUUAGUUGUGUUAUCUUUGACUAAUAUUUAAAUUUGUUUGAUGAUCUGAAACAUUAAAGGACAAUGAUAAAACAGUAGCAUUAAAGUGCUACCCAGGACAAUGAUAAAAAAGUAGGAAAGAAAAAAUCACAACAUGAGAACAAUAUUUCUCAUGAUGAUGGAUACUGCGUUUACUGUGCAGGAAAUUCAAGACAAGCAUAAGCAUGCAGAUUUAGAAUGUACAUGCUCAUGUCUCUUAUUUCUACAUAAUUAAAAUAGCUUAAAAGUUUCAAUUGUUCAUUAUUCAUUAGCUAUAAUUAAGAAUGUUCCAGCAUGCAUGAGGAAUCAAUAAACAUGAAAUACUUGAACUAGCA
Molecule: messenger RNA, 2667 nt
Organism: Tachysurus vachellii
Lineage: Eukaryota; Metazoa; Chordata; Actinopteri; Siluriformes; Bagridae
Product: interferon-induced protein 44-like
Exons: 11
Coding region: 351-1472 (373 amino acids)
Source: RefSeq, a predicted model, not a curated record